AUGGACGCCCAAGUUCACAGAAAUGCUCACUGUAAACUAGUGCUGCUCGGAGACUCUGCUGUCGGAAAGUCCUCGCUAGUGCACCGCUACGUUAAGCAACAGUUCCUGGAGCUGAGAGAAUCAACCAUAGGGGCAGCUUUCAUCACGAAGACUGUUAAUCUCGAUGCGUACACCUCUGUCAAGUUUGAGAUAUGGGAUACCGCUGGACAGGAACGUUACAAGUCCCUGGCACCGAUGUACUACAGAAACGCUGAUGCUGCGCUAGUGGUGUUUGACGUGACAGACCAGGUUAGCUUUGAACGGGCAGAGAGAUGGAUAAAGGAGCUGAGACUUCAGGCGCCAGAGGGCCUGAUAAUAAAGCUUGUAGGGAACAAGAUUGACCUUAAGGACAGGCCUAAUUCUAACCUCGUUGACGAAGCAAUGGUGAGGGAGUAUUCGUACUCGGAGGGCAUUGAAUAUCUCGAGUGCUCUGCAAAGACCGGUCAAGGUGUGAUGGAGAUCUUUGAAGGCAUAGCCAAUGAACUUCCGCAGGAGAAGUUUGUAGUGCAAGGCGUUGAAGAUGGCGAUAUCCAGGGACAAGGAGGUGUCAUUGACCUGAAUGGUGCUAGAGUCCAUGUUCACGCAGCAGGAUGUAGAUGUUAA
Williopsis jadinii is the source of this 642-nucleotide messenger RNA. Its product is annotated as Rab family GTPase. Lineage: Eukaryota; Fungi; Ascomycota; Saccharomycetes; Phaffomycetales; Wickerhamomycetaceae. The coding region runs from base 1 to 642 and encodes 213 amino acids. The transcript has 2 exons. The record is from RefSeq and is a predicted model, not a curated record. Gene Ontology annotation, molecular function: GTP binding; GTPase activity.